Molecule: messenger RNA, 983 nt
Organism: Spinacia oleracea (spinach)
Lineage: Eukaryota; Viridiplantae; Streptophyta; Magnoliopsida; Caryophyllales; Amaranthaceae
Product: RNA polymerase II C-terminal domain phosphatase-like 5
Exons: 1
Coding region: 11-820 (269 amino acids)
Cellular component (GO): nucleus
Molecular function (GO): RNA polymerase II CTD heptapeptide repeat phosphatase activity
Source: RefSeq, a predicted model, not a curated record
CCAAGUGACAAUGGUGGAAAACCCCAUAACUUUACCCUUCGACUACAUCCGACCCAAAUUAUCCCUCACACAUGAAGCAAUAAACCGGCAUCGAGACGAUAACUUACGAAGCCUGUUAGACCGCAAGAAGCUCCACUUAAUUCUCGAUUUAGACCACACGCUAAUCCAUACAAGGAAAACCAUGAAACUACUCGAUCGUGAGAAGGGACAAAGGUUCAAGAAAAUUAACGACGCGUACGAGAUUUUCGAGGGUAAAUUCGUGGUGAAGUUAAGGCCGGGUGUUCGUGAUUUCCUUAACCAAGUUAGUUCGAUGUUUGAUUUAUCGAUCUAUACCACCGGUACGCGAAUCUACGCACACAAUGUGGUUGAAUUACUCGACAAAUCGAGGUUUAUGUACGUGAUUACGAGGGAGGAUUCUUUGAAGGAGAAUCAAAAGAGCCUAAACAAUGUGUUAUUACAUGAACGGGUUGUUUUAAUUGUGGAUGAUAAACAAGAUGUUUGGGAAGAAUCUAGUCGUGAAAAUCUAAUUAAAAUUAAACCUUAUCGAUAUUAUUUACCAACCAAGAAUAAUGCAAAAGAAAGUGACGAUGAGCUUACUAGGGUUUUGAGUAUUUUAAAGGAGGUUCAUCGUGUAUUUUACGAUGAACAUUGUAAGCAUAAUGGGGUGGAAUAUGAUUGUAGUAAUAAAGAUGUGAGAGAAGUGCUUCGAAGAGUUACGCGGAGGUCCGGAAGCCCAUUGUUAAAAAUUAAAGUUAUAAUUGGUUCAUGGUUGGGAAACUUGUUUGGGCCAUGUAAUAGUCAACCAAGAACUAAAGUCUAAAGAUUGAUGAUUCUAAAGAAGGAAGCAAAUGUACAAGUUGUACCAUGUAUUGAGUAAUAUUGUAAAUCUGUAAUAGCUAUACUGGUAUUCAGUUGUUUCUUCAAACAAACACGGUAGACUUGUGUAUAAGGCCAAUUACUAGUCAAAUAGUUACAAAUUUUGA